UUAUACAAAGUUUAUAAAAAAUAUUGAAACAAGUUAUUUUACAAAUAUCUAGGGACGUGGUGAAUGUAAAACAUUUGGUAAUUUACACCUCAAGUUUAUAUUAAUUAUAUAUAUCUUAAUUAAAUAUGAAAGAAAAGAAACGCGCAUCUCGUAAAGAAAGUUCAGAUUCAUCAAAUGAAUCGAGUGAUAGUUCCAAUAGUAGUUCUAGUGAAGAAGUUCAAAAGAAAUCUAAAAAACAUCAUUCAAGUUCAGAAAAUGAUAGUGAAAGUCCACGUCCCACAAAAAAAUCAAUAACUAAACAUUCAGCAAAGAAACACAAACGUUCCAAAAGUACAAGUUCAUCAAAUUCAAGUGAUAAUGACGACAGUAAAUUGAGAAAAAAGAAACAAAGAUCUGAAUCGAGUAGCGAUCACAGCGAUAAUGAGGUACCAGAUAAAAAAUAUAGUGACAAUGAGGAUUCACGUCCUCGUAAAUCCCGACAUGAAAUCGAGUCAUCUAAAUGGGAUAGUCCUGUUGAAAAAGAGAAAAAAUAUGUUCCACGAAAUCGUAAUGAUAAUACUAGGGAAUGGGAUCGUAAUAAAUCAAAUCGAAACUAUGACCACGAUAGACCACAACGAGAUGAACGCUAUCGUAACUUUAAUAAUCGACCAUAUUAUAAUAAUCGGUACGAUAAUCGACGAAAUGAUGAUGAUCGCUACGAUAAUCGACGAAAUGAUGAUGAUCGGUAUGAGAAUCGACGUAAUGAUGACGAUAGGAAUUUUGAUCGACCUUCGCGAGGUAAUUAUCAUAAUCGUGGUGGAUAUAAUAAGCGAUUCAACGAUCGGCGAAAUGAUUACCAAGAUAAAAGAUAUAAUGAUUAUCGACGCGGAGAAGAUGAUAAGCGUGGAGAAGAUGACCGAAACGAUCGUCGUGGAGUUGAUGACGAUAGAAAUGAUCGUCGCGGUGCUGAUGGCGAUGAUAGAAAUGAUCGUCGUGGUGGUGACGAUGAUCGUCGAAAUUUUAGACGUAGUCGUUCAUUUGAGAGAAAUUCGGAUAGUAAAUCACGAUUCAAUAGAAACGAUAAUCGCCGUGAGAGGCGAUCCCCGAAAAAAGAUGAAAAAGAGUAUGCUUGGGGAAAACAAGAAGACAACAAGAAAGAUGAUAAAAAACCAGUUGUGAAAGAGAAACCUAACUUUGGAUUAACUGGUAAAUUGACUGAAGAAGCAAAUACUUACAAAGGUGUUGUCAUAAAAUAUUCGGAGCCGCCAGAAGCACGUAAACCAAAACGUCGAUGGCGUUUAUAUCCAUUUAAAGGUGAAAAAGCAAUGCAAACAUUAUAUAUACAUCGUGAAAGUGCAUAUUUAUUAGGACGUGAACGUAAAGUUGUCGACAUCCCAUUAGAUCAUCCCUCAUGUUCAAAACAACAUGCUGCACUUCAAUUCCGUUUGGUACCAUUUGAACGUGAAAACGGAUCGGUUGGUAAGCGUGUACGUCCAUAUAUUAUUGAUCUAGAUUCAGCGAAUGGCACAUUCGUAAAUAAUGUCAAAAUUGAAUCAAGAAAAUAUGUGGAAUUAUUCGAGAAAGAUGUGUUAAAAUUUGGUUUUAGUACUAGAGAGUAUGUUUUGUUGCACGAGAAUAGUAAAGAUGAAGCACAAGAUGAUGAUGUUGUUGGUGACGAGGUAGUUGAUGAGAAGCCUAAGAUUAAAAAAGAAAAAUUAGAACCAAUGGAAGCGAUUUUACCACAAGAAGCUUCUAUUGGCUAGAUUUUAUAUAUGAUUGUGACACGUUAUAUAAUAUUAAUAAU
Messenger RNA from Chrysoperla carnea, 1783 nucleotides. RefSeq names its product smad nuclear-interacting protein 1. Gene Ontology annotation, cellular component: nucleus. The record is from RefSeq and is a predicted model, not a curated record. Bases 126 to 1742 code for a protein of 538 amino acids. Lineage: Eukaryota; Metazoa; Arthropoda; Insecta; Neuroptera; Chrysopidae. Gene Ontology annotation, molecular function: mRNA binding; protein binding. The transcript is spliced from 2 exons. Gene Ontology annotation, biological process: miRNA processing.